AUGUCGGAGUCGGGGAACGCCCCCGCCCAACAACUGGGCGAGCUGACGCAGCCUCAGCAGCAAGUUGAGGUGGUUGUUCAGCCUAUUUCUGGAGCUGCUGCCGCGACCGGCGCGCAGCCUGCAGCUGUCGUGGAAGGCGCUUUCCACAAUGAUGUUCCCUACCCCUAUCCCCCGGUCUCGACGGACAUGCCUGCCCCUGAACAGCCUGAGGAAGGCACCGUCAUCGGCACCGCGCGCGAGUCCGAGGUCGAGGUCUACGGCCCCGACGACGUCGCGGGCGCAGCGAUCCCCCGCCCUCCUCCUCAGGUUAUGACUGCUCUCGGUCCGAUGCCGCUUCCCGCGGAAGUUCGCCAGAAGAUCCCCGAGAAGUUCGUGGCCAAGCCCAUCGUCGAAGAGCGCGAAAUCUACGUGUCUAAGAAAGAGGUCCGCGAGCGGACGAUUGAAGUCCCCCACGUGCACUACGAACACAAAUUCGCGGAGAUUGCGCGCAGCCUGAAGAUCAAGAAGCUCGUCCCGCGCGUGCGCGAGGUUGUCAAGGAGAUUCCUCGCGAAGUCUACAAGCCCGUCAUCGAAGAGAAAGUGAUUGAAGUGCCUCAGGGCGUCAAGUACGUCGAAGUGCCGGUCGAGGUGCCCUGCCUGUACCCGCCCAAGAUCCUUCCGAAACCCAAGGUGCAAGUCAUUGAGCGCAUCGUCGAAACCAUCAAGCCCGUUGUCAAGGAGAAGAUCAUUGAAGUGCCGCAGACAGUGGUCAAGCAGAUCCCCAAGAUCAAGACUGUCGAAGUGCCAUACUACGUGCCGCGCUACGUCGAGAAGAUCAUCGAGAUCCCGUACCAGCCGCCCGACUCCGCCACGCUCCCGCCCAUGAUGGUCGGCGGCCUGCCCUCUCGCGUGAGUGCGACGAUGCCUACCCCGUUCGAAAUGGGCCCCAUGCCCGCAGGUCAGCUGAACGAAAUCAACUUGCCCUACGAGGCGCGCGUGGACAUCACGGUCUCGCAGGACGCCGCCAGCCAGAAGUCUGGCUCGGCUGCUGGAGCGACGACCCUCGUGAACCCUCCAGGCAGCCAGGCGCCCGCGAUCGAGCUGCCGCAAGGCUUCACCUGGGGUCCUCCCCCGAACGCGCCGCCCGUUCCGGGCUCGCCCAUGUCCGGCUUGGGCGGCAUCGCGUCCAUGGGGCUGACGGGCGCGGCGGGCGCGCCGGCGACGCACGGCCUGAACAUGCCGCCGAUGAUGGUCACCUGCCCGCCGGAAGUCGGCAACGUGAAAUUCGCAGGCUACCUGUCGGACCCCGACAUUCUCACGCGCCGCGGAGUCAUGGGCUACCAGGGCUUCAAGCAGACCGGCACCUUCCAGAUGCUCUUCCCGCCGCUCGCGCCGCAGCCCGGCGUCCCGCUCGACCAGGCCGGCUCGCCAGACGUCCGCACUCUCGUCUGCGCGAACGAGGCGAUGGCGACGCAGAGCCGGCACCACCUCAUCGAGGAGCUGCAGCAGCAAGUCGAGGACGAGUACGACAAGAAGGCCGAAGCCGCCAACUGCAUGCCCUGGCCGCGCACCGAGCAGGAGCGCGAAAUCGUCUACGAGCAGUAG
Messenger RNA from Besnoitia besnoiti, 1584 nucleotides. RefSeq names its product alveolin domain containing intermediate filament IMC3. The record is from RefSeq and is a predicted model, not a curated record. Lineage: Eukaryota; Apicomplexa; Conoidasida; Eucoccidiorida; Sarcocystidae. The transcript has a single exon. Bases 1 to 1584 code for a protein of 527 amino acids.